This is a messenger RNA of Ostreococcus tauri, 960 nucleotides long. Its product is annotated as Transmembrane protein TauE like. NCBI's taxonomy places the organism in Eukaryota, Viridiplantae, Chlorophyta, Mamiellophyceae, Mamiellales, Bathycoccaceae. Bases 1 to 960 code for a protein of 319 amino acids. The record is from RefSeq and is a predicted model, not a curated record. The transcript has 2 exons. Gene Ontology annotation, cellular component: membrane.
AUGCCGGCGUCCGCGGGGGAGUACUGCGCGUACGGUAUCGGCUCCGCGCUCGCGUGUGUGUCAAGGGGCGUGACCGGGGUGGGCGCGGCGAUCAUAUUUCUCGUCGUAUGGGUCGUUUUUAGCGUCGCCGGGGCGAGCACGGGGACGCUGAAGGAGACGGUGGCGCUCGAGGCGUGGGUCGGGUUGCUCACGAUGGCGCCCUUCAUUUGGAGCGCCAACAUCAGGGAGCACACGAAUUGGUUAAUUUUGGUGUCGUUCUUACCGUUUCAGGCUGGUUUCGUGCCGGUGGGGACGAUCACGCUGCAGAGGGUGUCGCCGGCGUACUUGGAGUUGACGUUUGCGGCGCUCAUCGCGCUGUUCGUGGUGGAGCGCGUUGUCUCGGGGGCACGGGAGUCAAAGGCAAAGGCGGCAGUGGUGACGCCGGCGGGAGAGCUUGGGGACGAGGACGGCAACGAUAACAGUGUCAUCGUGGUCCUCGGCGGUGUUGAGGGAGAAGAAGUCAAACCUGUGAACUGGCGCAGGGAGCCGAUAAAGUUCCUAUACGCGCCCGUGGAGAAUCGCGGAUUCACGUUUAACGGGAAGAACUGGCAGUUCAUGCUCAUCUGGGCGUUCGCUGGGUGCGCGAGUGGAUUCUUGGGGGGCAUGACAGGCACGCACGGUCCACCAACGAUCGCUUGCUAUACGACGAUGAAGGUUUCCAAGGAUGUCACUCGAGCGACAAGCGCGGCAAUUCUCGUCACCGUCAUGUUGGCUCGGUUCGUCACGUACGCCAUUAACGGGCUGUUCGUGAUUAAGAAACCUGGUUUAUACGGCGCCGCGGGCGCGUGCGGAAUCGUCGGCGUCGCAUUCGGCAUCUGGGCUCAAAAGUUUGUCAACAAGGACCAAUUCACUCGCAUCUUGUUGGGCAUUUUGGCCUGCGGCGCUGUGUUGAUGUUGUACAAGGGCAUCGUGGAUCUGUAG